Anneissia japonica is the source of this 3736-nucleotide messenger RNA. RefSeq names its product synaptotagmin-7-like. The record is from RefSeq and is a predicted model, not a curated record. The transcript has 4 exons. NCBI's taxonomy places the organism in Eukaryota, Metazoa, Echinodermata, Crinoidea, Comatulida, Comatulidae. Gene Ontology annotation, biological process: regulation of calcium ion-dependent exocytosis; calcium-ion regulated exocytosis; regulation of dopamine secretion. Gene Ontology annotation, cellular component: synapse; axon. The coding region runs from base 130 to 1590 and encodes 486 amino acids. Gene Ontology annotation, molecular function: clathrin binding; phosphatidylserine binding; calcium-dependent phospholipid binding.
GAUGACAAUCAUGGAGCAUCCUGGACGAAACUCUUAUCUUGAACUUUGAAGAUUGACAACAAUUGUUCUGAAUUUAAGGCUUAAUCAUAUUUAGAGGCGCGGCAUUGUAUCGUUGAUUGCUUCCUGAGUAUGGGAGUACGUACUAAAGAUCUCAAUACUAUUAAGGUCGUUGUUUAUUCGUAUCCUUUUCAUUUGACGGAUUCUACAACAAAGCUAAAGAUGAAACAAAAUGAUGAUCAUUUUCCGUAUUAUGUGGGUUUAGCUGCUGGUGGUGUAACCUCGCUCCUUCUCUGUGUUUGCGUUUGCUGUUUCUGGAUGUUGUAUAAGAAAAGAUGUAAAAACAAGUAUAUCAACAAGAACGUAGAAACCGCUAAACUAAUGAUAUCACCUAAACGACCGUACAACACGCUCUUCCGAGGAGCUGAACCCUAUAAGGUUCGUCCACAAGAGAACGUCAUCGAUUUAUUACCCGUUACUGAGAGUAAUCCACAGACAGUGUUUCAGAAAAGAGGAGAAACACGAUCACAGUCGGUAUGUGCCGCUACAUUCUACAUGGACGAGUACAUGCUAAAUAACCGCAACGUGAGUACUUCCGAUCCAUAUUUAUACAACAGGCGCUCUUCCGACGAAAGCUUACAAUCGAGACGCGUACGUACGCUCUCUGGACGUAGUAGUUCACCGAGGAAGCUAAAACCCGUGAUACAUCUGAACACAACGUACAGUUCAGAAGAAUCGUCUUUCGUCGUGAGGGUACGAAAUGUCGCUAACCUUCCGCCUAAAUACGGCGCAAACUGUUGUAGUUUCGUACGGAUUUUUCUUUUGCCAAAAUAUCCAGACCAUUUACAAACGCGCGUGGUCCGAGGAAGCUUGGACCCGAAAUUUGGAGAAUAUCUUCGUUUUAGAAAAUUGACUUUUGAAACUGUAUGCAAAAGCUACCUUCGAUGUAAAGUGUACAUAAAAGAAUUGUGGGAUAAAAAGGAUACAUUUGUUGGGGAGGUGUUCAUGCCAUGCAUUGAGAUGACCCCUCGACCGGAUGAGACUACUUAUCAUGAGGUGAUGCUAAAACCGGAACGAACCAAGAUGAACCAGGUACAAUCGUUGGGUUCGUUAGGCAACGACGGUGAGGAUGAGGAGAGGGCUAUGGGCAAUUUGUUUCUGUCGAUUGAAUACCAGUCUUUAGCCAAUCGAAUUAAAGUGAUGCUAAGGAAAGCAGCUAGGCUGACACGAACCAACAAACUGCCUGGAACAGCUGAUCAUUAUGUGAUUGUAAAUCUGCUCAUCAACGGUCGGACAGUACAGACGGAGACAAGUCGGUCGAUAGUCGGUUACUCUCCCAUCUGGAACCAACCAUUUCUCUUCCAUCUUCACAAUGAUGAAGACAUUAAAAAUUACUCAUUACAGCUUAUCGUGAUGAAAGAUCGAUUUUAUCGGCCUAAGAGCGAGGGUGGUGUGCUAGGUCAAGUUUCAAUCGGUCUAAAUAGUAAUGUAGAGACUGGACGGACACACUGGUCAGAGAUUAUGCAGCCAAAAAGAGCCGAGGUGGCGCUGUGGCACCGAAUUAUGCCCCUACAGCACGGAUCCCCACCGUAGAUAUGAUGAUUGAUUUACUGUAUACAGAAUUCCAUCCCUUAGUUUGAGUCUGUAGCCGGCCCACAGACUCAUUUAGUACUGUUAGUACGUAAAAAUGAUGGUAAUAAGUGUAUGUAUUGAGUGAGAUGUAUGUAUUGAUCUACAUUAUAUUUGUUUUGCUUAUUUAUUUCUUCUCUCUCUGCCAUUGUGAGUGGCGACAAUUCCUUUUUAUAGUCAUACGGACGUAGGACGUAAUACUAUGUGGGUUUUAAAACAGAUCUUACGGACGACGAAAUAUAGCGUAGGCCUACACUUCGCCUUCAUCUACUGUAUUAAUGAAUUCGAUGCUGUAUUUUAUAGAGCAUUUAAUUGGCUUUCGCAGUGUUUCAUCUUUACUAUUAGUAUCGUCAUAAAUGUUUGGUGUAUUUGCGAUAUUUUACAAAACCUUGAAUAGAGUUGCAGAAGGUUUGAGACGCUGAAUGGUUACGUUUGAUUUGCUAUGCAUUCAUACUGCACAGUUUGGAGCAAACAUUUAGCGCGGCGCAAGGGUGACUUUUUCCAAAUCCAGCGCGUCGCCGUGCCACUUUUCCACACCCAGUUAGCCGUACGUUAUUCCGCAUCCUGGUCGCCGCACGUAUGGCUAUAUUUCCUGUUGAUGUUACUAUUAUACUGAUGAGAGGUGAUCUUUAACAACAUUAAAAUGCGUGGGUGUUUAUAAAAGAUUGAAUUCGCACAAUAACACCAAAUUAACUGUCUCUACAUUGAUGUCACGUGGAGUACCAUUCGGGGUGUGGUUCCCAAUUAAUAUUAUUCAAUGACGUCAUAAACCGUCUCAAAAGGUUAACACAAAAGUGUUACACGAGCGAUUAAGGUAUAUUUAAAAUAAAUUACUAUAGACGGUACUUUUGUGUUAUUAGAUAGACGGUACUUAUAUUAUAAACGAUAAACGUAAUAUUAUUAAGAAUCAAUUAUUUAAAUUGAAUCAACAAACACAAAGUAGGCCUAUGUCAAGUUACUAUCGCAGUGAUUAUUAUAGCUAUAUAUCCACCGUUGUAGAAAAUCAAUGUAAUGUGAUCUCUGAUGAGGGGCAUUUUUGUCACAAUAUUAUCCCACGUAAUAACCAUGUAUUAUAUAUCAAUGCCAAUGGAGUUAUAAUUAGUAGCGCAUCUAUCCGGCCUAUAUGACCGUCUGUAACGACAAUUGUUUAAAGAUGGACAACUUGAAAAAUGAAUGUUUUAGUAAUAUUCCAGGGGUGUAUCCAGGAUUUGUUCUGGGUGGGUCGUGAUCACAAUUUUUUGGACCUUUUCAGUGGGAGACAGGAAAAUCGAUUACAGCGCCACCAUCUUGAAACGGAUGGCAGGCUCAGUUUUAGAAUUGCUGGAAUUGAGAUAGAUUACGUCACGCAUUUGGCAAGGUGUUUGGACUCAUUGCUGGUACCUCAAUGCAUUUUCAUUUGUCAUUUUUGGGGGUGGGGGUCGUACGACCUUCCUGACCCCCCCCCCCUUGCAUACACCCAUGUAUUCAUAAUGUUUCUUAAACAGUGAAUGUUUAAAACAUGCCUAAUUGGAUAACGAUAGUGGUAUUAACAUUUUUAAGCUUUCAGGAAAAGCAUUUCUUCGAACUGAUGAUUCACGUUGAGGUUCAGUCAAGGUAGCCUAGUUUAAUAUAUCUUGCAUUAGUACUCAAAAUAUAUUAGGUGUCAUUUUUGCAAAGGAAUUCCUUACGGAUACAUUUCAAACCUGUAUUUUGAUGAAAUCAAACUUUACGGUCAUCGAACCGAGAGAAGAUUUAAUGGCCGACACACUCACGGGAUACUCGCACACUUGCGUGGAAAGCGCGUAGGCCACGGCGCUCAGAAGAAUGUGCGGGCUCACUCUUUAAUCACAUUAAAUGUACACUCUUUUGCCGAGUUUUAUGUGAUGAUAUUAUGAUGUAAGCUAUUUUUACGAAUCCUUAGUGCGUGGGCGUGCGUGGUGUGUUAGAGAAGGCUUUAUUGGAAAAAAAAAUAUUUAAAAAUAGAUUGUAAUUUUAUAUUUCUAUAUAAGAUGUCUACUUAACAGAAUGAUUAUUUGAAAUACCAGAAGUCCACGGUUUCCAUUUUUAUAUGGUGUUGAUGUUGAGAAACGGAUGCACUUAAACGUAAACUAAUAAAGCUGACUGAUGUUAA